AUGGAUGUGGUGAAAAAAGAAGUCCUAAAACUCUUAGAUGCUGGGGUAAUUUAUCCGAUUUCCAAUAGUAAGUGGGUAAGUCUAGUGCAAGUUGUCCCCAAGAAAUCUGGUGUUACAGUUGUGAAGAAUCAAGACAAUAAGUUGGUCUCUACACGUGUUCAGACAGGUUGGCGUGUGUGCAUUGAUUACAGGAAGUUGAACUCAACAACUCGAAAAGAUCACUUUCCACUUCCCUUUAUUGAUCAAAUGCUUGAGAGAUUGUUACAAAAAGAUGUGGAUUUUCAGUUUGAUGAGCAGUGCAAGGAGGCAUUUGACAAGUUGAAAACAUUGUUGACGACAGCACCAGUGAUACAACCACCUAAUUGGGAGCUACCUUUCGAAAUUAUGUGUGAUGCAAGCAACUGCGCAUUAGGUUUUGUCUUGGGUCAAAGAGUUGGCAGAGCAUGUCACGCCAUAUAUUAUGUGUCCAGGACCUUGAAUGGCGCUCGGCUCAAUUAUUCUACGACUGAAAAAGAACUUUUAUCUGUUGUUUUUGCUCUAGAAAAAUUUCAGUCAUAUUUGUUGGGUGCUAAAGUCAUUACUUUUUCUGAUCAUGCAACUCUUAGGUAUUUGCUCACAAAGAAAGAGGCAAAACCAAGGCUAAUUAGAUGGAUUCUUCUACUCCAGGAAUUCGAUUUGGAGAUUAAAGAUAAAAAGGGAGCAGAGAAUAUUAUAGCAGAUUACCUUAGCCCUUUGCGAGAAACAUUUUCGGAUGAGCAAUUGUUUUCCAUUAAAAUGGCGUCACCAUGGUUUGCAGAUAUUGUCAUUUUUUUAGUUACUAACGUGUUGCCAAUUGAUUUGACUAAAGCUCAAAAGGACAAGAUCAAGAGUGAUGCUAAGUACUAUGCUUGGGAUGAUCCAUAUCUGUGGAAGCAUUGUGCUGACCAAGUGAUAAGAAGAACAGGAAACAUUUCUCGUAGAGAUCAAAUGCCACAAUCUCUUACAUUUAUUGUUGAAAUUUUUGAUGUGUGGGGCAUUGAUUUUAUGGGUCCAUUUCCUGUUUCCUUUGGUAAUGUUUAUAUUAUUUUAGUUGUUGAUUAUGUUUCCAAAUGGGUGGAGGCGAAAGCCACCAGAACUGACAAUUCAAAGGUUGUUGCAGAUUUUGUUAAAACUAACAUUUUUGUUAGGUUUGGGAUACCAAGGGCCAUAAUCAGUGAUAAGGGCACUCAUUUUCGCAACAAGACAAAAGAGGCAUUGCUUAAGAAAUACCAUGUCACACACAAGGUUUCCACAUCGUACCACCCACAAACCAAUGGCCAAGCAGAGGUGUCAAAUAGAGAGAUCAAGUCAAUUUUGGAAAAGACAGUGAACCCAAACAGGAAGGAUUGGUCUUUGAGAUUAGAUGAUGCAUUAUGGGCAUACUAA
Pistacia vera is the source of this 1404-nucleotide messenger RNA. RefSeq lists its product as uncharacterized. NCBI's taxonomy places the organism in Eukaryota, Viridiplantae, Streptophyta, Magnoliopsida, Sapindales, Anacardiaceae. Gene Ontology annotation, molecular function: nucleic acid binding. Gene Ontology annotation, biological process: DNA integration. The record is from RefSeq and is a predicted model, not a curated record. The transcript has 3 exons. Bases 1 to 1404 code for a protein of 467 amino acids.